GUGCGUCACCUGCAGGUAGAGGACGGUAGAGACGCGCCAAGUCGGUCCUCGAGCAUCGUCCAAUCAUUGGCUGGAAAACAUCACAUGUAGAGUUGAUAAGAUGGCGUCUCCGAAUGGAGGUGAUGAUUUUGAAUCCUCCCUACUAAGUUUUGAAAAGCUCGACAGGGCUUCACCCGACCUUUGGCCAGAACAACUGCCUGGAGUUGCUGAAUUUGCAGCAUCCUUUAAAAAUCCCAUCACAAACUCUCCUCCCAAAUGGAUGGCUGAGCUGGAGUCUGAGGACAUUGAAAUGCUGAAAGAGCUGGGGAGUUUGACCACAGCUAACCUGAUGGAGAAGGUGAAGGGGCUGCAGAACCUGGCCUACCAGCUGGGCUUGGAGGAGUCCAGAGAAAUGACGAGAGGCAAAUUCCUGAACAUUCUGGAAAGGCCCAAAAAAUGACGACUGCAGACGAGAGGGAUCAUUUGUAAUGGAGGACGAUGCUGGACACUGGCCAGCAGGCACUAUUGACUAUUGACCUUGUAGGCAUUACCUUAACCUAACCUGCUUCACACCUCACCAAAGCACACUGAUGCGCGCGACACACCGACACACACUCACACUCACACACACACACUCACACACACACACACACACACACACACACACACACACACACACAUACUGUAUACACACACACACAUAUAUAUAUACACACACACACACACACGGUCCAAUCAGCCAACACCCUCUGCAGACGGUUUGUCUCCUUGUGGAAUGUAGAUGAGUGUGUAACUCUGUUGUACAAAAACCAACCAAUCAGCUGGCAGUGGAACGUUUAAGUAGGUUUACAAAGCUGUAGAAUCUGCCUUUUAUGAUAUGCCUAUAUUCAGUAUUUAUUUUUUAUUUUAUUUUUACGCGGAAUGAUGACAAAUUUACAAAUUUCACAUUUUCUGUAAUUGUUAAAUAAAGUGUUAAAAAAAAAAACC
Molecule: messenger RNA, 966 nt
Organism: Alosa sapidissima (American shad)
Lineage: Eukaryota; Metazoa; Chordata; Actinopteri; Clupeiformes; Clupeidae
Gene: lin52
Product: lin-52 DREAM MuvB core complex component
Exons: 6
Coding region: 101-439 (112 amino acids)
Biological process (GO): regulation of DNA-templated transcription
Cellular component (GO): DRM complex
Source: RefSeq, a predicted model, not a curated record